ACUUGGUUUUCUUUUUAGAAAUAUUUUAGAGAUGAUUACAGACUAUGAAAUGACAAUAAUUUAUUGACUUUUUGUUUUGAUAUAAUAUUUCUUUUUGAUUUGUGUCUGGAGGAAACAGAAGAUGAGCUCGAAAGUUGAAACAGUAUUAUACUCGCAACUGCAACCUUGGAGUACGGUAGGUGCAACUCCUUGCGUUGAACAAGUAGCUGGAGCACCAAUACCAACCAGAAUUGGUGAAUACUUCAAGACUCCCAGACCCCAUCCAUGGAGACCAACACUCGGAUACGAAAACAUCGAGCUUUCACCACUGCCAAGUCAACCAGUGACGAAUACUAUCGUCGAUCCAUGUUACACUCCAUAUGGUAUGGCCACGAGGCCAUUGAAAUUCCCUAACCUUGUAACAGGGUUUGACAGAAAUCCAGCACAUGCUGCAAGGGCAGCCUUAUACACUCGAUAUACCCCUUUUGAGUGGACACAAAAUAAUUUGAAAAAUUUCAAUGAAUCCGACACCAAUCGGAAUUAUUCAGAAAGAUUGAGAGGAGAGUUUAUUCGAGUGAUGAGAGAAACUGAUGAGAAAACCUUAGCUGGACAAAGGGAGUCUGGAAGAAGGUUGGGAGAAAGGAUAACAGACACUACUUUCUGGAGGAACGAAGUAAGAACUGAAUUGGAGAAACUGUUAACAGAGUCGGCACUCCUUCAGGAUUCCAGGAGAAGUAUUCAAAAGGCUAUGAAUGAUAUUGAAGGACCUUUGCAUAUCGCUCAGGAAUGCUUAUAUCAGAGGGAAAACAGAUUAGGUACCGAUCUUGUGCACGACGAUCCCGAACAAUCUCUCUUGACCGAAAUUGAAAUAUACAGAAAUUCUCUGGACAAACUUAAAUGCCUUUUCAAUAAGAUGGAGGAUCAAAUGAGGAAUAACAGAGCUGCACAGCAUGAACUUGAGCUGGACGUGGUCAGCAAAGAAUCCGCUCUCGGAAUCGACAACAUGUGCCAUCAAUUGAACAAUUUUUCGAAGGGUAUUAGUUAUUACGGUGGCAUAGAAAAAUAUGAUCCCACUGUAAGUACGCAACUGACCUGGGCAGAGAAUAGCAACAGUAUGGUGCAAAGAUCGCAAGAAGAAAGACGGAAAUCAUCGCAAAUGAGGUCGGAUGUGGAGAAUCUUGUAAACGGAGUAGCUAUCGAAAUUUGGGACGCUUGGAGUAGAACAAACAACGCCAUGGCGAGAAGAGCUGCUGAAACUUUAGAGGCUAAGAGCAAAUUGCAGAUGCAUUUGCACAAGAUACAACAGGAAAUAUUCGUCAUUGAGAAGAAUAUUGAGCUAUUGAAAAAAGCUAUCCAAGACAAAUCGAAUCCUAUGAAAGUAGCUCAUACAAGAUUAGAAGCCAGAACUCACCGAAAGCAGAUAGAAUUAUGCAGAGACAUUGCACAAGACAGAUUAGUAUCGGAAGUAAAAGAUCUACAAAACAGCAUUGAAUAUCUCAACAUGAAACUGCAAGAAGCUGAAGCCCAACACCAACAGUUGCUGAAGUCCAGAGCUAACUUGGAGUCAGACUUACAUAACAAAGUGAAUACAUUGUUCAUCGAUCGAGAAAAAUGCAUGGGGAUGCGGCGAUCUUUCCCCAUCACUGCAACAAUCAAGUAUUAACAGUUUCUACUUCAUUUCAUCACGUACUCAUCUUCCUUUGCAUGGAAUGAACCCGAUUUUCAUCGAUCGAAUGCAAUAAAAAAUUAAUAGAAUUCUUUAUUUUUUCGCA
This is a messenger RNA of Harmonia axyridis, 1751 nucleotides long. Its product is annotated as tektin-3-like. Bases 122 to 1642 code for a protein of 506 amino acids. Lineage: Eukaryota; Metazoa; Arthropoda; Insecta; Coleoptera; Coccinellidae. Gene Ontology annotation, cellular component: microtubule cytoskeleton; nucleus. The record is from RefSeq and is a predicted model, not a curated record. The transcript is spliced from 8 exons. Gene Ontology annotation, biological process: cilium assembly; cilium movement involved in cell motility.